AUAAUUAAUAAUGUCUUCAUUAAAUUAAAAAUUUUUAAUUGAUAUUUAUUUUUUAUAACAUAUUAAAAUAUAAAAACAAAUAAAUACUGAAAUAAUAAUAAACAAAUAAAUGAGAAUUAUAUCCUUUGUUGUUUUCACUUUAAUUAGUCUAUGCAUGAUUAAAGCUGAUUUUACUUAAUAAAAAGAGGAGGUUGUCUAGUGUUUAAUGUCAAUGAGUACAUAUGAUCCUUGCUAAAAUGAAGAUAAAUUAUGUGAAGGUGAGAAAAUAAAAACUUAUGGUUGCAUUUAGACAUGCAUUUCUAAUGGUGCAGGAGAACCUUUUAGUGUAAUGAAAGAUUGUAUCCAGCAAAAUUGUAGUUCCAAUAAUUAAAGCAUUAAGAUAAUUAUCAGUAGAUCUAUUUAAUGUUUAUUAUCUUAAGCUUUAAAGUCUGCAUUAGUUUUAUUGUUUGUUCUAAUAUUUUUUUGAUGUUCUUAUAAUCUUUUGUGUGAAUAAUUAAUUUAUAAAAAUUGGUGU
This is a messenger RNA of Tetrahymena thermophila SB210, 514 nucleotides long. RefSeq lists its product as hypothetical. The record is from RefSeq and is a predicted model, not a curated record. The transcript has a single exon. NCBI's taxonomy places the organism in Eukaryota, Ciliophora, Oligohymenophorea, Hymenostomatida, Tetrahymenidae.